Messenger RNA from Monodelphis domestica (gray short-tailed opossum), 1532 nucleotides. It is a transcript of the gene RPL13, whose product is annotated as ribosomal protein L13. Gene Ontology annotation, molecular function: structural constituent of ribosome; RNA binding. Gene Ontology annotation, cellular component: ribosome; cytosolic large ribosomal subunit. NCBI's taxonomy places the organism in Eukaryota, Metazoa, Chordata, Mammalia, Didelphimorphia, Didelphidae. Gene Ontology annotation, biological process: translation. The record is from RefSeq and is a predicted model, not a curated record.
ACUGGUGCCCUCUGAGGCAGCAGUAGGGAAUUGUAAAGAAGGGGGCGUUUGGGGGAAAGAGGACGAGUUCAGUUUUGGAGACGCGGGGUUUAAUAAGUCUGUGGAACAUUCAGUUGGCGGUUGCAGUCAGCAGAGAGCUCAGCUUUGCGGGAGGUUCAUUGAGCCCGAGGGCGCUGGGGAGGUCCUGGCCGAGGCCCCGGGAAGUUCGGGUCUACGCAGGUGACAGGCAGGAUUCCAACCCUCGGCCAGAAGUUCUCCCUGUCUACUGUUAACACAGCUGCUUUCCCCCAGAGCUCCUCUUCAAGGGGUUCCCAAGCCAGCUGGGCGUUUUCCCAUUGGAUACUUAGCUGGCAGCUGGGAAGGGAAUGGAUGGAAGACUUCCAGAAUGCUGAAUCACCAGACGGACACAGAAAUCGUGUGAAUUGCUUAGUAUUUAGGGUCAGUGAAGACCGGAAACCAAAUUUUUUGCCUUGGCACAGAGUUCUUUCCAGUACUUUGCUAUGGGGUUUUUUGGGACAGAUUCCGAGUGUAGGAGAUUUUGUAAUUUUUCGCAACUGCAAGGUACAACCAACAGGAAAUGACGCUACUCAACUCACUUUGGUGACUGAUUUCAAGUUUCAUGGCGGCGGUAGGGGAAGAAAAUGGAGUCAGGCAUUUUUGUGAAGGGAUAAAAAGUGUAUCCGGUUGGCUACAGAAGCCCUUUGCCCUCUCUUCGAGUUUCCGCCUUCCUUGGUAGCUCCGAUUGGCUGGAAAGCGCCGGGGAUUCUGAUAGGCUGAAAUAAUCCCUAUCCCAGAGUGCUUCGGGGCACUGCUUUCCUUUCCGCUCGGCUGUGGUGCCCGUGAGGAGGGCUCUAAGCAGCCAUGGCGCCCAGCCGAAAUGGCAUGAUUCUGAAGCCCCAUUUCCACAAAGACUGGCAAAGGCGAGUUGCCACAUGGUUUAACCAGCCAGCCAGGAAGAUUAGAAGACGAAAGGCUCGUCAAGCAAAAGCCCGAAGAAUUGCUCCUCGCCCUGCAUCUGGUCCUAUCAGACCAAUAGUGAGGUGCCCUACCGUCCGAUACCACACCAAAGUGCGUGCUGGUAGAGGAUUCAGCUUGGAAGAGCUUCGAGUGGCUGGUAUCCAUAAAAAAGUGGCACGGACUAUUGGUAUCUCUGUGGACCCUCGUCGCCGAAAUAAAUCUACAGAAUCUCUCCAGGCAAAUGUGCAGCGGCUGAAAGAAUAUCGUUCCAAACUAAUCCUCUUCCCGAGGAAACCAUCUGCACCUAAGAAGGGAGAUAGCUCUGCUGAAGAACUUAAGUUGGCAACUCAACUUUCAGGACCCGUUAUGCCCAUCAGAAAUGUCUUUAAGAAAGAGAAAGCUCGUGUCAUCACUGAAGAUGAGAAGAACUUCAAAGCAUUUGCUAGUCUUCGGAUGGCCCGAGCCAAUGCCCGUCUUUUUGGAAUCCGGGCAAAACGAGCCAAAGAGGCUGCAGAGCAGGAUGUGGAGAAGAAAAAGUAAAAAACUUAGUAAUUUGAAUAAAAUAAUACAAAACA